UCCACAGGGUAACAACCAUGCUAACCAAAGAAGAAGAAAAACCCGGAAAUAGGCGCGUCAAAUGUUCCACAGUCAGUUUAGUCGACACAUGUGCUCAUCUUUAAUAUUCAUCACUUUUUGGUUUUAAUUGAGUAAUAAAGGUGAACAUGAAAGCAGCUGCCCUCUAGCGAGCUGAAGGAUGCUGAGUGACUCCCAGGCUGCAGAGCUGCUCUCCUUCCUGGCCCCUGGCACACGGCCCGAUGUCAAAGGUCACGCCAGCAGCUACCUCCUGGGACUGUCAGGAAACAGGGAUGGCUGCCGUUUCCUGCGCUCGAAACCGGAACUCGUUGCUGCCGUUUUUGGACUGACCUCUGACCCCUCCAUUGCCAUAGUCAAAGAUUGCUACUACAUCCUGAUCAACCUGUCAGCUGACGAGACUCUGCACCAGGUGCUCAUGAAGGACGUCCGUGUUAUCCCCGUGCUGCUGAAGAAUUUCAUGGAUCCAGAAUUCCCCUUUUCUGAUCAGAUCUGCACCUUCCUGUCCAACCUGACUCGCCACGAUAAGACGUGCAAGACUGUGUUCAAGCUGCUCCAGGAGGAUGUUGGACUUGCUAAGCUGGUGGAUGUCCUCUGCACUGAAGGCUACAACAAAAAUGCCAAGUUCCACUACCUGGCUGCUCUGCUGUCCAACCUCACCCAGCUGCCCGAGGCCAGACACUUCCUGAUGGACAGAGACAGGUGUGUCAUCCAGCGGUUGUUGCCCUUCACACAGUUCCAGGAGUCAGUGGUGAGGAGGGGCGGAGUCAUCGGUGUCCUGCGCAACUGCUGCUUUGACCACGCCAAUCACGAGUGGUUGCUAAGCGACGCAGUGGACAUCCUGCCCUUCCUGCUGCUGCCACUGGCUGGUCCAGAGGAGCUGAGCGAGGAAGAAAACGAGGGUCUGCCGGUCGACCUCCAGUACCUCCCAGAGGACAAGAAGAGAGAAGGCGACGCCGACAUCAGGAAGAUGCUGCUGGAGACUCUGUUGCUGCUGACGGCGACCAAGGCUGGCCGGCAGACUCUAAAAGACAAAAACGUCUAUCCCAUCAUGAGGGAGUUCCACCGCUGGGAGACGGACGCCAAGGUCACGACGGCCUGUGAAAAACUGGUCCAGGUGCUGAUAGGCGACGAGCCCGAGGAGGGCAUGGAGAACCUGUUGGAGGUGGAGAUCCCCGACCACGUGGAGGAGAAGCUGAAGGAAGCUGACGCCAAGGAGCAGCAGGAGCUGGAGGGCGAGGAGAGACGAAGACGUGAGGAGGAGACCACGACACCCGGGACAAGGUCUAAUAUUCAGAUCCACAACUGCGGCUUCACUCAGACCAGAGGUGUCAAACUCAGGGGCCGCGUGGAGGAGAAUCUAUUCCCAGGUGGGCCGGACUGGUAAAAUCAUGGCAUGAUAACUUAAAAGCAAAGACGACUUCAGACUGUUUUCUUUGUUUCUUUGGCCAAAAAUAGAACGAGCACAUUCUGAAAAUGUACAAAUCACCAAUAAUCCUUUUCACAGAACUCUUCAAAUUCUGAGCGGGAAAAAAUGUGUGCGGAUUUGAAAAACACAACGAACUUAGGACUUUGUCUCAGUGUAUAUACAACAGUCUUUUUCAACCACUGUGCCGCGGCACACUAGAUGAUCUAAUUUCACCUAUUUGGGUUAAAAAUCUUUUUUGCAAACCAGUAAUUAUAAUCCGCAAAUAAUGUGUUGUUGUUGAGUGUCGGUGCUGUCUAGAGCGCGGCAGCGUAACCGUGUAAUACUCUUCCAUAUCAGUAGGUGGCAGCCGGGAGCUAAUUGCUUUGUAGAUGUCGGAAACAGCGGGAGGCAGCGUGCGGGUAAAAAGGUGUCUGAUGCUUAAACCACAAAUAAAACAAAAGGUGAGUGCCCCUAAGAACAGGCAUUGAAGCUUAGGGAAGGCUAUGCAGAACGAAACUAAAACUGAACUGGCUACAAAGUAAAGAAAAACAGAAUGCUGGACGACAGCAAAGACUUACUGUGGAGCAAAGACGGCCGUGGUUAUGGUUUAAAGUAGGGAUGUCCGAUAAUAUCGGCCUGCCGAUAUUAUCGGCCGAUAUAUGCGUUAAAAUGUAAUAUCGGAAAUGAUCGGUAUCGUUUUUUUUAAUUAUCGGUAUCGUUUUUUAAAUUUUUUUUAUUUUUUAUUAAAUCAACAUAAAAAACACAAGAUACACUUACAAUUAGUGCACCAACCCAAAAAACCUCCCUCCCCCAUUUACACUCAUUCACACAAAAGGGUUGUUUCUUUCUGUUAUUAAUAUUCUGGUUCCUACAUUAUAUAUCAAUAUAUAUCAAUACAGUCUGCAAGGGAUACAGUCUGUAAGCACACAUGAUUGUGCGUGCUGCUGCUCCACUAAUAGUACUAACCUUUAACAGUUAAUUUUACUCAUUUUCAUUAAUUACUAGUUUCUAUGUAACUGUUUUUAUAUUGUUGUACUUUCUUUUUUAUUCAAGAAAAUGUUUUUAAUUUAUUUAUCUUAUUUUACUAAUUUUUUUAAAAAGUACCUUAUCUUCACCAUACCUGGUUGUCCAAAUUAGGCAUAAUAACGUGUUAAUUCCACGACUGCAUAUAUCGGUUGAUAUCGGUAUCGGUUGAUAUCGGUAUCGGUAAAUAAAGAGUUGGACAUUAUCGGAAUAUCGGAUAUCGGCAAAAAGCCAUUAUCGGACAUCCCUAGUUUAAAGUGAUAUCCAACAAUUGCGACGACUUUUUACUGUCAACUGAGUUCAUUUUUUAAUGAUUUCUGCUGGUGGUGUGCCUCCGCAUUUUUUUCAAUGCAAAAAAUGUUCCUUGGCUCAAAAAAGGUUGAAAAACACUAAUCUACAAAGCCAAUAAACAUGAAGUCACAGCCUAUCUGGGAUUGAACCAAAUAAAUAACAAACUUCUAUGUGUGAAAUACCUCAUUAGUUACACUCACUUUUCUCAUUUUUGACAGGGGCAAUGAGGGGGUCAAAGAACAAUGCCUUCCAAGCAAAAAAAGACUUAAAACUGCAGGUUGUGCGUUUCGUUUGUCCGAAAGUGGGAGCUAAAGCGACGUGAUACUAUAGCACAGGGGUCACCAACGCGGUGCCCGCGGGCACCAGGUAGCCCGUAAGGACCAGAUGAGUAGCCCGCUGGCCUGUUCUAAAAAUAGCUCAAAUAGCAGCACUUACCAGUGAGCUGCCUCUAUUUUUUACAUUUUAUUUAUUUACUAGCAAGCUGGUCUCGCUUUGCCCGACAUUUUUAAUUCUAAGAGAGACAAAACUCAAAUAGAAUUUGAAAAUACAAGAAAAUAUUUUAAAGACUUGGUCUUCACUUGUUUAAAUAAAUUCAUUAUUUUUUUACUUUGCUUCUUAUAACUUUCAGAAAGACAAAUUUAGAGGAAAAAUACAACCUUAAAAAUGAUUUUAGGAUUUUUAAACACAUAUACCUUUUUACCUUUUAAAUUCCUUCCUCUUCUUUCCUGACAAUUUAAAUCAA
Molecule: messenger RNA, 3479 nt
Organism: Entelurus aequoreus (snake pipefish)
Lineage: Eukaryota; Metazoa; Chordata; Actinopteri; Syngnathiformes; Syngnathidae
Gene: hgh1
Product: HGH1 homolog (S. cerevisiae)
Source: RefSeq, a predicted model, not a curated record